Messenger RNA from Medioppia subpectinata, 1724 nucleotides. The record is from the annotation of a GenBank genome assembly. NCBI's taxonomy places the organism in Eukaryota, Metazoa, Arthropoda, Arachnida, Sarcoptiformes, Oppiidae.
UGUUCAUUAAUUACAUUAAACUCUUGAUGAAGAAGAAGGAUCCGAUUCCCUUCACUCAGUUCUUUGAGAUACUUGUAAAAUAUUUGGUCUCAAACAUGACUGUCAAAGAGUUUCAAUUUGAACUCAAUCUAGUGGUGGGCUGUCCAGAGGCCGAACUCAUGGUUCCAGUUCUGGAGUAUUGGUUGCCAUACUUUAAGCCCAAAUCGCAAACAGAGAUCUUCUCCAAUACUGCUAUUUCGCAGGAAACCAAAGACCGACUUCUGAUGGGAAUCAAUCGGAAAGGAGGCGAAGACAUGGCCGGUGAUGAUGAGCCGGAGUUUGUCUCGAAGCCUAUUGUUUUGAUGUAUUCCACUUUCUCUCUGCUGUCCAUUGAUUUUAUUAGCAAACACUCUGUUUACGCGUCAGACGAGCCGUCGAGGAAGGCUCUCAACGAAUGUGGAGUCUAUUUGUCAUUGAUUUUAUUGUUUUCAAGUAUUCAACCGCAGAGUAUAUGCAAUAAAGUGCACGGUUUGGUCCAAAGGCUGAUUAACGAUACCAUAAAAGUGGACGACUUCAUGAGUAAAGUCAUAGACCUUCUUGAGCUGGAGAUCCGUACGGGAAUCACUUCGGAACUAUUGAAACAAACACUGCCUCAACUGCGGUACGUAUUGAGCAAAAACAUGGCAUCGCUUGAGGGCAUCACAAUCGGUCCGUUGCCGGCCUCCAAGUCGGUGAGCCGACUGAACAGAGGCCAGCCGUCGGAACACGACUACUUCGACGCCCGCUAUGAGGACAGUUCGGACAAACGGACGCUGUAUUUGCGGGACAAACGCAAAUGCAAAGGCGCUUACAAAGAGCUCUACUGGAAAGUGGCCAACAAACAGCUCCGCCGUCGACCCGGACACUGGGUUUCCUACGACUUUGACGCCACUCUGGACACGGUUUGGGGCGACUCAGGCCGCUCAGCGGUGGACCAGUUGACCGUCGAUGAGUUGAACGCCGUGUACGACCAGUUGAAGCGCAGAGAGAUGAGCGAAAUUGAACUCUUCCAUGAGUUCCGCAACGAAGUCCUGUCCGCCGCACCCCAAAAAGUAUCCGCCGAUACGAUGGCAGACAUUAAGGGCGUGCGAAGUGCCGCCGAUAUGAAAGCCUCCGCCGGUGUAUCCGAAAUGAGUCACUAUUCACAGCCGGACAGUCCGGCGCCAUCGGCGGCCUCGUCGUCGGCCCAAUCUAUGACAUCCAGAGGUAGUUCGGGCGCUAAGAGAGUCCUAAGGACUCGUCCGCUAGAGUCGGGCCAACCCCCGUCCAAAAGGGUUCGGCGCUCAGAGCGGCGACUCUCUAGUCGUCGACUGAACCCUAAGCUCGAAGCCAUCGCUGAGAAUGAGGCGCCAAUUGAUGGUCACAACAAUAGCAACUUAUCCGCUGUGAUAACACCGCCAGAAACCGUCACCAGUUCUGCCAUCGAUUCGACUGUCACUUCAGUCGAGGACAACUACGAAGUGACAGAUACGGCGUCAGAGUCUCCACAGACUCCGUCCCCUCCGCCGUCGGUAUACUCUCCCCCGCCAUCGCCUCCGCCGCAGACACCGUCUCCGCCGCCGUCGGCAGAGACACCUCCGACGCCCCAAAUGGCCAGUUGUGGCACAAACACCACCACAACUACAUUACAGACUGUCGAAGAGAUUCUACCAAAUGUCGACGAUUUGGAUCUAAUUGUCGACGAAAAACCCAUUGAUCUCACGCUU